CGUGCCUCCUACGCGUACUCCAAUCGCCACUCGAAUGAGCUCUUCUCGUUACCUAAACGAAACAUACACAAACAUGGCGACAAGACAGACACUCAAGAUGCUGUCUCCUCUUAGGUUUACAAUAUAUUUGUUAUUUUUCUUUUCUCCUGGGACAUUUUCUUCCACCCUUCGUCUGCAUCGAGACCUGCGUUUCUUGCUACCGCAGGACAGGGGUUUUUCUACGGUUAACGCAAAGGAAGAAUUUAUCCAUGGAAUAGGCGCGGAUGCGAAGCGACGAGCUGCACGUAGUGCAAGGGAAGACAUAGCUUCGGGCAYGUAUCAGCAUCGCAAUCGGCGGAGUGCAGUCGAACCACCCGUGCCAAAGGUGUAUGGACAGGCCAACCUGAACGAUUCCCAUAACCAGAUGGUGGUGCACUGGGCCGGGGAGAAGAGCAAUGUCAUCGUGGCGCUGGCCAGAGACAGUGUCGGAGCCACAGGUCCCAAGACUAGCUCGGUGUACGUGUCUUACGACUAUGGAACCAGCUUCUCCCCCAUCUCAGAGAAGUUUCAGCUGAGUGGGGAGAAGGAGAAAGAGGGGAACAAGCAGGUCAUCUCCCAGUUCUAUCACAGCCCYGCUGACAAUAAGAGGUACCUCUUUGCAGACAGCACCAACAGCUACCUCUGGAACUCCUUUGACUUCUGCAAGACCAUCCAGGGGUUCUCCAUCCCCUUCAAGCCCACAGAUCUGCUGCUGCACAGCAAGAGAGCCAACCUGGUCCUGGGCUAUGACGGCUCCCACCCCAACAAACAGCUAUGGAAAUCUGACGAUUUUGGAGAGACAUGGGUGUUGAUCCAAGAGCACGUGAAGGCAUAUUUCUGGGGUGUGGAGCCGUACGAUUCCCCCACCACGGUGCUGGUCCAGAGGCACGAGCCCCAGGGGGUGUCCAGCAUCCUCAGCAGCACCGACUUCUUCCAGAGCGGGCAGAACCGCCGAGUCAUCCUGGAGAGAGUGGACAACUUCCAGCUCCGGGACAAGUACAUGUUCGCCACCACUUCCACAGUAAGUGACGUUGACCUGCAAGGGAAUUAUACAUGUCAGCCAUUCUGUUGCUCUUGCAGUGUUGAGAAUGCUCAUGUUAUUAUGGAGAGGGAUGCCCACAUUGAUUAUUUGAACACGAAUUGGGUGAUCCGGCCAUAACUAUCUUCUAAUACA
This is a messenger RNA of Salvelinus sp. IW2-2015, 1192 nucleotides long. RefSeq names its product sortilin-related receptor-like. Gene Ontology annotation, molecular function: protein binding. The record is from RefSeq and is a predicted model, not a curated record. NCBI's taxonomy places the organism in Eukaryota, Metazoa, Chordata, Actinopteri, Salmoniformes, Salmonidae. Gene Ontology annotation, cellular component: membrane; Golgi apparatus. Gene Ontology annotation, biological process: protein targeting to lysosome; post-Golgi vesicle-mediated transport; protein retention in Golgi apparatus.